AUGGUGCUCCCCUACGCCCGCAACAGCGGCGGCGCCGGCGGCUGGCUGGCCCCGGAGGAGCCCCGCGGCCGCAGCAACUCCAUCCCCCCGGCGCAGACCCCCACGGCCAAGCACAUGCUGGCCUACCUGCCCCGGCCACCCACCGACACCAGCCGCUACGGCACCUUCCCGCAGAAGCCCGAUCUCCCGGCCGCCCCCGAGGCUCUGGUGGAGGACGGCGGGCAGAAAGCCGCCGCCGCCACUGCCAGGAGAGGCGCCCCGAUGCCAAACUACCCAUCUGCGCCCCGUCACAGCGGCUUUGUCCCCGGUGAGCCGUCCCUGCCGCCGAGCCGCGGCAGCCUGAGCACGCAGCAGCACCGCGGCCGGCCGUCCUGGUGCCCAGCGCCUGCCCCACAGGAGGCAGGUGCCCGCUUGUACCCGCUGCACGCGCUGAGCGUGGCCAACGUCCCCAACUCCUCCCGCGGCAAGACCUCCGCCCGCAGCUCCACCGUCCCCACCCCGGAGGGGCUGCAGGGCCGGCGCUGCAAGCUGCUGGAGGAGGACAGCCCCGUGGCCCAGGCCGGCAAGCGGCAGCGGCAGCGCUACGUGACAAAAGUGGGCAAGUGCCAGGUGAAUCUGGGCAACAUCCAGGACAAGAAGAGGUUCCUCUCAGACAUCUUCACCACCAUCGUAGACCUCAAGUACCGCUGGUUCCUCUUCGUCUUUAUGAUGUGCUACAUCGUCACCUGGGUGGUCUUUGGCUUCAUCUACUUCUUGGACGCCUGGGUGCGGGGUGACGUUGGGCACCAGGGCGAUCCCGAGUGGCAGGCGUGCAUCGAGAACGUGGACGGCUUCGUCUCCGCCUUGCUCCUCUCGGUGGAAAGCCAGCGGACCAUCGGCUACGGCACUCGGAUGGUGACGGCCAACUGCGCCGAGGGCGUCAUCCUGCUGAUGGCACAGUCCAUCGUGGGCUCCAUGAUCGACGCCAUGAUGGUUGGCUGCAUGUUCGUUAAGAUCUCCCGGCCCAAGAAGCGCGCCCAGACCCUCAUCUUCAGCAAGAACUGCGUCAUCUCCCUCCGGGACGAGAAGCUCUGCCUGAUGUUUCGUGUGGGGGACCUGCGGGAAAGCCACAUGGUGGAUGCCAAGAUCCGGGCAAAGCUGAUCAAGUCCCGUCAGACGGCCGAGGGGGAGUUCAUCCCCCUGGAGCAGUCGGAACUGAACCUGGGCUAUGACACAGGGGAGGACCGUCUGUUCCUGGUGGAGCCCCAGAUCAUCUGCCACGUCAUCAACCGUCACAGCCCUUUCUGGGACAUGUCUGCCGAGUCACUGCGCCGGGAGCAGUUUGAAAUCAUCAUCAUCCUCGAGGGCAUCGUGGAAGCCACAGGAAUGACGUGCCAAGCCCGCACCUCCUACACGGAGGACGAGAUCCUCUGGGGAUACCGCUUUGAGCCCUGCAUGUCCCUGGAGAAAGGCGCCUUCCAGGUGGACUACAGCCGCUUUGAGAUGACCUUCGAGGUGCAGACGCCGGCGGCCAGCGCCAGGGAGCUGCACGAGCUGAAGGAGCUGGAGCAGCAGGAGCACUCCACGCUCAGCCUCUACUGGGACCACCUCGUGCAGCCCUGCGCGCUGCCGGGGCCCGGCGAGGACGCGCCGCUGGGGAUGAGCGGCCCCGGCAGCGCGGCUGAGGGCGGCCGGGACGAGCCGCCGGAGCGGGAAUUCCCUGCCUGAGCGGCUCCCGGGCCGUGGGUGCCCCACGCCAACAGUGCCAUAGCCCACCCUCCUCUGUGGGGCUGAGCCCCUGGGCCCUCACCCCCUGUUCCCCCAGGGCAGCCACAGGGCGUUCUUUUUGUUGUUCUUUUGUAAGAAGGAAUACCAAGCGUAACUAGUGGGCGAGUAAAGGCUGUUCGUGACAAAACCA
This is a messenger RNA of Vidua chalybeata, 1897 nucleotides long. Its product is annotated as G protein-activated inward rectifier potassium channel 4-like. Gene Ontology annotation, cellular component: plasma membrane. NCBI's taxonomy places the organism in Eukaryota, Metazoa, Chordata, Aves, Passeriformes, Viduidae. The record is from RefSeq and is a predicted model, not a curated record. The transcript has 3 exons. Gene Ontology annotation, molecular function: inward rectifier potassium channel activity. Bases 1 to 1707 code for a protein of 568 amino acids. Gene Ontology annotation, biological process: regulation of monoatomic ion transmembrane transport; potassium ion import across plasma membrane.